This is a messenger RNA of Exophiala spinifera, 1746 nucleotides long. RefSeq lists its product as uncharacterized. Lineage: Eukaryota; Fungi; Ascomycota; Eurotiomycetes; Chaetothyriales; Herpotrichiellaceae. Gene Ontology annotation, biological process: regulation of DNA-templated transcription. The coding region runs from base 1 to 1746 and encodes 581 amino acids. Gene Ontology annotation, molecular function: DNA-binding transcription factor activity, RNA polymerase II-specific; zinc ion binding. The record is from RefSeq and is a predicted model, not a curated record. The transcript is spliced from 2 exons.
AUGGUCGCUGCACCUACGAAGGCACAGCCGGCUUCGAUACAGAAAGGAGGGCGAACAGAGAGCACGACACCUCCAUCAACCGUCUCACCAGAAACCACUCCUGAUAAACCCAGAGAUCGAUCGCCCACAAGACUAAAGCGGACUCACAACAAGGUUAGGACCGGCUGUCUUACCUGCAGGUACGCCGUGCGCAUCAUGCUCGCCACUCUUUCACCACGCGAUGAAGGUCAUCCACGAUGCCAACGUUGCGCCAAAGCCGGGCGUUUCUGCGAGGGGUAUACUCAGCCCAAGCCGUCGUCGGCUUUCGACCCCCGGCCGAAUGCAGUUCCAGUCAGCCAUGAAGUCACUUCAAACUUCCACAGAGCAACUACGAUCCAUUUCUUCGAAGAUUCGGAUUUCAACCGGCCCACCCAAUACUUCCUCGAGUGUACCGCGCCCAGAAUCGCCUCUUAUUUUGCCGAAAUGAUGGACUCUAUCAUCGACGAUAAAAGCAUGGUGAACCAGAUCAAUAUGCAAGCCUGGACGUUUUGGAACAGACUGGUUAUCCAGGCGAGUGAGACGAAUGCGUGCAUCCGUCACAGUUUAGCAGCCAUCAGCAGCCUUCACGAAUGGCUCGAGUUUACUAAACGGACGCCAUGGCAAAACCAGUCUUUCACGCUCCACUACACCAAAGCCAUCGCUGAGAUCAAUCAGGAUCACGGCAAGCUCCCGCUCGAAAUCAUUCUUGUGGCCUGCGUUCUGUUUGCCCACUGUGACUUUCUCAUGGGUGCUUCCGCUGCCGGCUUGACACAUCUUAAAUCCGGCCAGAAAAUCAUCUUGGAGAGCAAGACGAAGCAGGCACACCUGUCGCCAGAAGUCCGUCAGCUGAUAGAACCAGUCAUUGAGGGUUUCAUACUCAAGAGUGCCAAUUACCGGCUGACCGAGACUUCCAGCGUUGAGAAGGGGACGAACGCAGGAACAACGUAUUCGUUGCCCGAGAUGCCCAAGGUGUUUCGAGACCUGGACCAGUCAAACAAGUUCCUCCAGCAGGCACUAUACUGGGUCCUCCUCCUCGAGCUCGGGCAGCCCAACCACUUGUCGUCGAUGGCUCCUGGCGUGCGCAAAUACGUCGCUGACUGGGCAACAUCGUUCGGGCAGUGGAAAGUGACGUACGAACUAGAUGAUCCCGUGCUGAAAGACUGGCAGCUAUUGCUGCUGGCUCAUCACCGGAUGGCUCUGCUGAUAUUGAAGAGCCUCCCACCCGAAAACGACAAGAUCUACAGUCGCGCCGCGGCCGACUUUCGAAUCAUGUUUGUACAGAUUCGGACAUUCUUGCGGGGAGGAUACACCGAGUUGCUUCACGAAGAGCACAAUGACGAUCUUGUUCUGAAGGUGCACCUGGGAUUCAUCGCGCCGCUUUUCUUCCUCGCUACCGAGUGUCGAGCGCGCGAUCUUCGCCACAGCGCCCUGGACGCCCUGAGGGACCUAAAGGUGGUCGAAGGCCACUGGAACAGCUGUGUCGCGUACGCGAUCGCCAAAACAGCGACCGAACUCGACGAAAAGGCAUCCCAAGGAAACCCCGGAAAGACCGUGCGUAUCAAGCUCGACAGUGUCGAUCGCUGGAAAGACGGAACGAUGACGCUGAAGUACUACAAGGUCGGCCUGGGGAAUGUGGUGACGGGAGAAGCUGAACUCGAGGCCAUCACGGAACCCGCGUGUCACGACGAGGUCAAUAUGCAGUGGGUAAGUGCGGAUUACUUGUGUUGA